GCAUGGAACAACAUGGCUGCAUGGAUGAAGAAUACUUCAAAUGUUCUGUUACCUUUUUGUUUUUUCUGCAUAGAUUUGAUUUUUAAAUUAAUUUAAUUAAACACUGUUCCUACAUAUGUUUCGUGGAUGUCAAUAUUUAAUAAGCAUGGCCACAGUUUUUACAAUCUGUGCUGCACUUCUCUGUGUUGUGAAUGCGGGACCUGUGGUUUUGCCGGACCAAUAUGCACGAGGAGUGGACUGGUUAGUUCGAUACGGAUAUUUGCCAUCUCCAGAAUCUCUUGGUCGACUUCAGACCAAGGAGAGCAUUGAAGAAUCUGUCCGUAAAAUGCAGCGUUUUGCUGGUAUUGAAGAGACUGGGAAACUAGAUCAACCCACACUUGAGUUGAUGGCCAGACCUCGAUGUUCUCUGCCGGACUUCUCUAAAAAUCUGUAUAAGGGAAAGACAAGAGAUAGAGGAAACCUGGGGAGAUACACUCUGACAGGACUUAGAUGGGAUAAGACUGACAUCACCUGGAGCAUACACAAUUUUCCCUCCCCUUCCAUUUCUCCUAAUCUAAAGCCAGGGCUGGUUAGGCUCAUUAUGACCUACGCCCUCAAAGUAUGGAGUGAUGUCACACCGUUGCGUUUCCAAAGCAUCAACCCUUCAUCUUAUGGCCCAUCACCACAGAUAGACAUCAACGUUACCUUUUCCAGUGGCUACCAUGAAGAUGGAUAUGCUUUUGAUGGCAAAGGUGGCACACUAGCACAUGCAUUUUUCCCAGGAAAGGAAGACAUUGCAGGUGAUGCGCACUUUGAUGAUGAAGAGAGCUGGACCUAUGGAGACUGGAGCAGCAACUCAGAUUUGUUUACAGUUGCAGUGCAUGAGUUUGGUCAUGCUUUAGGUCUGUUGCACUCCUCCUCCAAAGACUCCAUCAUGAAGCCUUAUUAUUAUGGUCCUGUGGGGGACAUGCAUAGCUAUAAGUUAUCCCCUGAUGACAUAAUGGGAAUACAGACCCUCUAUGGAAAAAGCGAGGAUUUCAAUCCUUUUCCUUCUGUUCCUACACACACAACCAAUAUACCACACUUUUCAACCACACUUCCACAUCCUACCCGCUCAAAGCCAUCUGCUGAUCGCUGUCAAGGAGGUUUUGAUGCUAUUGCUAACAUUAGACAAGAGGUUUUCUUCUUCAGAGGUCCACACUUUUGGAGAGUGCUUCAGUCGGGGUCAUUAAUGUCCAUGACUCCAGCUUUGAUCCACAACUUUUGGAUCGGUUUGCCUCCAGAAAUAGACCAAGUUGAUGCCGUAUACGAGAGAAGAGAUGGAUAUAUUGUAUUCUUUUCUGGUAAUCAGUACUGGGUAUUUAAAAACACAAUGUCUCUUCCUGGGUACCCACGACCACUUGCAGAAUGGGGUUUACACACAUCUUUGGGAGAAGUACCAGAGAGAGUUGAUGCAGUAUUUAGAUGGCCACACAAUGGGAAAACCUACCUGUUCAGUGGAGGGGAAUACUGGAGGUUUGAUGAAACAGGAACAGAGAGGAAGCUAGAGGAUGGGUACCCUAAACUGACCUCUGUCUGGGGGAUCCCUUCCCAUCCUGAUGAUAUCAUUGGAUUUCUUGAUGGAGAGACAUACUUCUUUAAAGGCACAAAUUAUUGGACGUUAAAAAGAGGAGCACUGGACCAGGAAUCUGCAUCCCCAAAAUCCAUAGCUGCUGACUGGAUGAAAUGUGACAUUCUCAUUUCACCUCACACACCUGAGAUGCCCAAAGAAGAUAAAGUCUGCUGUGCUAACAACACAGCGACUACGAUUGAUGUUUUAUCAGUUGGGAUGUAUUCAAAAAUCAUAAUAUUUAUUCUGGUUAUGUCAUUGAAUUGCUGA
Molecule: messenger RNA, 1858 nt
Organism: Paramisgurnus dabryanus
Lineage: Eukaryota; Metazoa; Chordata; Actinopteri; Cypriniformes; Cobitidae
Gene: mmp25a
Product: matrix metallopeptidase 25a
Biological process (GO): extracellular matrix organization; collagen catabolic process; proteolysis
Cellular component (GO): extracellular matrix
Molecular function (GO): metalloendopeptidase activity; zinc ion binding
Source: RefSeq, a predicted model, not a curated record